UCCAUUUCAGAUACAACAACUAUGAUAAUGGUUACGGGUGGAAAAGGUGUUGGUAAAUCUACCAUAUCCAGACUGUUAGCAAAUUUACUUCUAAGCAAAGAAAAGUCGGUAUAUAUUUUGGAUGGGGAUGUUGGACAAUCUGAAAGAAAUCCUCCUGGAUGUGUUUCAUUGUUCCAUGUCGAUGGUCCUUUACUUGGAGUACCUCAUUUACAUCAGAAGAGUUCUUUACUGACUUAUUUUUACGGAAAUAUUUCACCAGAGGAUGAUUCGGAUAGUUAUUUACUACUUUUGUUGAAGUUGAUUGAUUAUUUUAAAUCCAUCGCGCCAGCGGGUUCAGUAUUGGUUUUCAAUACUCUUGGUUGGGUUGAAGGUGAGGGGGUUUUUAAAUUCGUUUUUUAUGAGAACGCCUCGAAUUAUCCGGUAAUCUUUCAAAAGCAACAACUUUCCGUUCCUUUUAAUUUAUCGGCCGCAUCACUCCGUGAUCUUUUAAUAUUAGGGUAUAUGUCAGCUGUUUCUCCUUCUCCUUCGAUUUCUGCAUUUGCAAUGGCAAUUCCUUAUGCAGUAAAUUUUAAUUCUAUUGCUAUAAAUUUUCAUCCUCAGUUGUGUGGUGUUCCUGAUACUCAUAUUUUUGCUGUAUUGAAUUGCACUCUAAUAGCUCUUUGUAUUUCUGAUGACGAGAUUGUAAAACGAAGAUUAUUAAAUAGAGAAGAUAUGCCCUGGUUGUUGAAAUCUUCAUUAACUUUACGUUUGAUUGGUUUCGGAUUUAUCCGAGGGAUCGACAUCGAUAAACGAUUUUUCUAUGUUAUUACUCCUGUUGAUCGUUCUGAUUUAGUUAAGGUCAAUACAUUUGCACGUGGUCUGAAUAUUGAAAUGCCUCAUCAGUUUUUGGCGAAACAGUUUAUUUUUAUUUAUAAGUCUUUUUUUCAUAAUACAAGUAAUUUCAUUCAAAUAGAGAAAUUUUAUAGCGGACGGACAAGGCGCCCUAUUUAA
Molecule: messenger RNA, 990 nt
Organism: Dracunculus medinensis (Guinea worm)
Lineage: Eukaryota; Metazoa; Nematoda; Chromadorea; Rhabditida; Dracunculidae
Source: the annotation of a GenBank genome assembly